Messenger RNA from Porites evermanni, 10821 nucleotides. The record is from the annotation of a GenBank genome assembly. NCBI's taxonomy places the organism in Eukaryota, Metazoa, Cnidaria, Anthozoa, Scleractinia, Poritidae.
AUGCGAAACAUUCGACAAGCUGUGAUCAGUGUACUUCGCAAUAUCUUUCAAGGACAGUAAAACUCCAUUCGAACCACUUCGCCGAUGAGACUAUUACCCUCUGUCCCCCAGAAAAGAAAAGGAAAUUUCAUAUUACUAACAUGAAUUUUACUGAACUAACAGAUGAAUAAAGAAUAAUGAUUUAGAGGUAACACAUUCACGUAGCGGUUCUUCGUCAACCAUUCCUAGUCGAGUUGGAAUUUAGAAAUGAGUACUCCGAGAAAAACCUCUCGGGGCAAAGGAAAGAACAACGUCAAACUCAAACCACAUUUGGCGUCGACGGCCGGAUUUGAACCUGGGCCACACUGGUGGAAGGCAAGCGCUCUCACCUCUGCUUCACCCUUGCUACCUAGUCGUAUUAGUCGCUGAAUGAUCGAUCUAGUGCGGUUCACAAACACCCGUCAGAACAUUUUCGGGGCCCUUGUUCGAUCCUGGUCUUAGCAAUCAUGGCGUCCGCGCACCAACAAAAACUGGUAUAGUUAGAAGAUUUUCAGUCCUUUGGUUGACAUCAACCAGCGCAGAUCAAAUCAUAAAGCGACCUGAAGAAAGCUAAAAGCAACAAAAGUAGACGGCAUUGGCGCGUAUAUCUUCAGUGAACUGUGACAUUAAGGCUUUCGAGCAACUUCUGAGCCACUUUCAUUACACAAAGCAACUUUUGAUUGUUUUUUGAGCAACGUUUUGAGAAAUUACGGGAAACGUUUUGGAAAAUCUCGAGCAACUUGUGGAAAGCCCUAUGUAUAUCUGCCCAGCCUGAAGUAAGCCCUUAGUUUUCUAAGCGUGGUUAUUCAUCGAAUUGCUACGUAGUAAUGGGGGGCUGAUAUUUAAUGCUUUAGGAAAAUCGUUACUUUUUCACAAUUCCUAAGCUAAAAGCGAUCCAUGUAUUCUUCUCUGUCUACACAUUGGUUUCCAUGUUAACUAGUUAAAAGGAAAAGUUUGUUCUUGUUUAUUUACUACGCAUUAAUUUGUGAGCAAUGAUAAACUUUCUUUAAUAUUAAUCAGAGGAAACUGGUAUUAGUAUGACUUAGGCUUUGUUUAGCAGCCUCUGAUAAAUUAAUUAUUACGAACUAUCGAGUUUUAGUUACUUAAUAAUAUACACGAAAAAAUUACCCAAUUCUGAUUGGCUGAGAAAGGAGUGCAGCUCUUCUGUAACACGAGUGCAAAAUGUGUAACACGAGUGCAAACUUGUAACACGAGUGCAAAUUACAAAUGCUUUCUGAUUGGCUGAAAACACAAAAGAAACCAACAAGAACCAAUCAGAUAAGAGCUGUUUUAACAACACAGAUUCAAGAAAAUGGCCAUGGUUUUCAGCAGACGACGACGGGAUUUAAUUUUGUAAGCAAAACAACAACAGAAAAGUUAAAAAAAAUAUUCCAAAAAAACCCGAACACGGUAAAAAGUACGUCUUUCUCGCUAAAUGUAUUGAAAAUGCGUUGCUACGAGAAAAAUACUGUCCACAAAAUCGAGGAAAAUGAGCCAGAGAAACUAAAAAACAAGCUACUCAUAACAGACUACGCUAAAGUAAAAAAAAUAAAGAGCAAAAACGGUUGCAACCACACGCAAACCAUGACAACUACACUCUUCAGGCAUUUAAAUGAACAAGGAUUAUUCAAUGAUAACAACAGGGAUUUCAAGUCAUGUACGUUAUUUGUUGCUCUCUUUGAGUCUUUUGUGGAGCGAAGACCUCUAUUAAAACAUCCAUGUGAUGGUCUGUUUUUUUUUCUACCUCAGUAGCAAACGAAACCGAAAAUUUAAACUUCUGGUCCAAAUUAAACCAAUGGGCGAAAAUACCACAACUCACAUAAUGAAAAGUAUCCGUAGCUGGUACUAGCCUUAAAGAAAGUGACAAAAAAGUUUACGAAUCAUUGUGCAAGAAAAACAACAGUCAGCUUAAGGAAGCAAAGAUUGUAAGUUCAGAACAUAUCGUCAGUGUCACAGGCCACCGAGGUAUAAAUUUCCUUAACGACUACGAUGAAGCCGACGAAGAAGAGCUACGAUGAAUCUUGCAGUAGCCCAAAUAAAAUAAUGAAAACUCCAGCGCUGAGAAAAAGCAAAUAUUAUAUUAAUACUGACAGUUUCCGACAUCACAACAACUGUGGCUCCACUCACCCAUCGAUGGUAGCAUCGAAAGAAAACAAAUUGCCUCCUUCAUUUUCGGGUUUUAAAUCUCAAAAAUUUGUCCACGAAUCCAGCUAUGAUGGGGUCUCAGGAACAGACAAUGAUAAACAGUCGUUAAAAAUCCUUAGCAAGUGUCUUUCAUCUUUGGCUGCUCGAAGCGUUCUCCUGAUUUAAAAACGGCAGUACACUUCUUGAAAACGCUUCUUGUAAACGCCGAGCUCUCAUAAUCGAGGAUGAAUUUAAAAACACUUACUUUUGCUGAUUGUUGUAAACCAAGUUAUCUUUAACAGGCUGGUGAUCAUAUAAAAAAAUCCUUGCACAUUUCCAAGUUCUUAGCUGAAUGAUUUUGAAAGCGUUGGUCUUGAAAAAGUUGGAAUUUGACAAAGGUAGUAGUCUGUUUCAGCCAAUCAGUUGAAUGAACUAAAAACGCGCGCGCAGUCAAAAUUUGUUGUCGUAGUUAUGUUUUUCGUGUAUAUUAUUAAUAAGUAAUCACAUGAUUUUUCUCAUGCAAUUUGGAUUAAAUAAGCACUUGUAAAUUUUUCAAAGACCACAAAGUGCACUCGUCCUACGGGCUCGUGCACUUUUGUUAGUCUUUGAAAAAUUUACUCGUGCUUAUUUAUUCCAAAUUGCACUCGAAAUCAUGUGAUUACCUAUACAAAUAAAGAAAAGCAUAGUAUAUUGCUUUUAACAGGCUUCCAAAAAAAUGGAAUGAUUAGUUUCCAAGUUGAUUCUAGUUAAAGGCUUUUAUUGCUUUUUUGCAACAUGAUCACUUAUCGAUUUGCCACGUCAUGAUGGGUGGUCUCAUAAAGUUGGGACUACAAGGGAUAUUUUAAUUAUUUUAUUUUAUACGACCUAUCGCGUUUCGUUUAAAAGAGAAAAAUAUACAAUUACUGUGUGAUGAUGACGCCACAUUUAAAUUUUAAAUUCCGUGUUCAGACAAGUACAGUAUUAAUUUCAAUUAAGAUCAGUUUGUAUAUUAUAAGUAAGAGUUAGGAACUUUUUUUACUAUUGUCGCGGAAGACUCAACAGUACUCAGUUAAAAACCAAUUGCCAUCGGAGGAGGAAGAGAAUCUCUGGAGAAUAUUCGGUAAGUCUCGCAAAGAAUUAUUUCCAUCAUCAGUCUCUUCUUGCAGAGUUACUCAAAAGUUCUACACAGCUGCUAAAACUUAAGACUGUAUAAAACGUUUCACUUAAUGACGGAAGCUAAAGGUCAGUCUCAUUCGAAAACGGAUGAUUCCUCCAAAGCAAUGAAGUUCCUUUGCAUUGUUAUACUUGAAACUGAACACUGAUCAGGGUCCUUUGCAAAAGAUGGCAAGUGCUAAUGGCGUGCAUUUGACACUUGUUGUUAAUUGCGUCUUCAACGCUUUCUUUUGUUUAACCACCAUCGUGUUAAACAUCAUAACAAUACAAGCGCUCAGAAAAACGUCUUCGUUGCCUAAGACUUUAAUAACAUUGCUUCUAAGCCUGGCUGUGUCUGAUCUGGGUGUAGGCUUACUAGUCCAACCACUGUACGUUGCAAUUCUUGUGAUGAACAUGGAAGAGAACUCUAACAUUACUGCUUAUUAUUCAGUGUACAAAGCGUAUUUAAUCCAGAAAAAAGUAUUGGUUUUGGCUUCGCAUCUUGGCGUUUUUGCAUUAACUUUUGAGUUUAACUGCGUAUUUACGAUUCACUUCAAACCAGCUGCCGUUUCUAUAGAGAAUAAUACAUGGUCGCGCGGAGAUAUCGAAUUUAUCUUCGAGUGUUCACAUGCGUUUGCUGGUACCGUCGGAGUCGCGCCAUUCCGUUCACCAAAAAUAUUUGUUAAUGACUGUGUGUCACUGGGAAUGGUGUAUUUAAAACUAUUAAAAGGACAAAAAACAUUGUAGUUAAUUUUUUUUUGUGACUUCUGUUUUAACAAACACAGCUCUUAAAGGUCACUCAAAUCAAGUCAACUUUAUUCAGGCAGAGCAGCCCUAUCAGCCAUUGGCCGGUAUCAAAAAGGGGCCCCCCGUACAGUCGUCGUGGAGGAUUAUAUCGGGUUUUUAUUGUCGGCGGGUCUAAACUUUUUGCCAUAGAUUUUUGCAAAAAAUACUACAUAAUAAAUAAAUGAAUAAAUAAAUAAAUAACAAAAAACCUCGCCCAAAAUAAAAAAUAAAAUAAAAGAAUCUAUGUUUCCACGAUUCCUAAAAACACCUGUUUGGGCUCAAUAAAUUUUGAUUGGACUUGAUAUCAAUAUAUUUGCAUAAUGAUGCCUUUAAUAAGUGUCUUUGUCCCAAUUAGUUUGCAACAGUUCUUGUCAGUCACUUUUUAGCCAGAAUACUAAUAUAAAUAGGUUCUUUCUAUUCUUUAUAUCAUUAUCACUUUUUUCUGGCAUUUAUCAUGUCCUCAAAGAUACCAAUUGCGUCAGCAUGCCUUACCUGUAAGCUUAUUAAUUGUUAAGCUCGAUCUAUCAUUCUUAUCAAAAGAAAAUUUAUUCAAAUUUGAAUGUGUUAUUAUGUGGCUACAUUAACUUGUUUGAAUUUUUUUGUUAAGGGAAUUCUUGGUGUUCAGACGUCUUGAUAUUUAACACUGUCUAGUUAGUGGAAAAUUUCAAGAUUACCAAAGUACUGAAGAGGACAAGUUAGGUCGUUCAGCCAUGCGAUAAUUUAAGGAAGAAUGUGAACCACAUUCUGAACUAUUGGAGACCGAUCAGGUAACUUACCAAAGGCAGGAGCGCCUGCCUGUCAAAAGACGUCAACAGUCCUUUAAAGGAACAGUCUAUACAAUGGCAGAAGAAGCUAAAGACGCGUUUUGAACAUCCCACAGAAUGACAGAAAUUAGAGCCUUUUAUUGAACCCUCGUCGCCAACUGCUUCUUCAACGCCUUCUUGCUUUUCACAGCCAUAGUUUUGAACAUCAUAACAAUACAAGCCCUAAGAAAAAUAUCAUCGUUUCCAAAGCUUUUAAAAACAUUGCUCCUGAGUCUCGCUGUUUCUGAUCUUGGUGUUGGUUUGCUUGUCCAUCCUCUCUAUACUGCACGUCUUAUAAUAAACAUAGAAGAGAACACUAACAAUAGAAUUUAUAUUAUGGUAUCCAAAGCAUACUUUAUUUCUGGUCAUUUACUGUGUGCUGCUUCAUUCUUUGGCAUUAUUGCUUUAACUGUCGACAGAUUCUUAGCUAUUCAUCUUCAUCUCAGAUACCAGGAACUUGUGACUCACAGGCGUGUCGAUACGGUAGUAAUUUCAGUCUGGGUGUGGUCUUCAUGUUUUUCCUUAUUUGUGUUGAACAGGGUUUUAGAAAACGUUCUGGCCAUUAUAAAUGCAACUAUUGGGGCAGUUUGUCUCACUACAACGGGAUUAAUUUACUGCAAGAUAUAUUCGAUCGUACGUCACCACACAAAUCAGAUUCACGCCCUGCAAUUGCAACCCGUAGGACAGAAUCAGAAUGGAGAAUUGACAAAUGCUGCAGGACUGAAAAAAACUGCACUUGCUACAUUUUACGUGUAUGUGGUAUUUGUGGUUUGUUUUUUGCCCUUCAUGUGCGUUAACGCAGCUUAUCAAAUUUAUGGUGAGUCCAAGUUGUGGUUGCAUCUUUUUUAUUAUUCGAGGACACUUGUGUUUCUUAAUUCAUCUCUCAAUCCUUUGGUCUACUGCUAGAAGAUGCGAAACAUUCGACAAGCUGUGAUCAGUGUACUUCGCAAUAUCUUUCAAGGUCAGUAAAGCUCCAUUCGAACCGCUUCGCCGAUGAGACUAUUAGUUACCCUUUGUGCCCCACAAAAAAAAUGGAAAUUUCAUAUAACUAACAUGAAUUUUUAUUAACUAACAGAUGAAUAGUGAAUAAUGAUUUAGAGGUAGCACAUUCUCGUAGUGGUUCUUCGUUUACCAUUCCUAGUCGAGUUGGAAUUUAGAAAUGAGUACUCCGAGAAAAACCUCUCGGGGCAAAGGAAAGAACAACGUCAAACUCAAACCACAUUUGGCGUCGACUGAGGGAUUUGAACCUGGACCACGAUGUUGGAAGGCGAGUGCUCUCACUACUGCUUCACCCUUGCUCCCCAAUCGUAUUAGCCUCUGCAUGAUCGAUCUAGUGCGGUUCACAAACACCCGUCAGAACAUUUCCGGGGCCCAUUCGAUCGUGGUCUUAGCAAUCAUGACGUCCACGCACCAACAAAAACUGGUAUAGUUAGAAGAUUUUCAGUCCUCUGGUUGACAUCAACCAUCACAGAUCAAAUCAUAAAGCGACCUGAACAAAGCUAAAAGCAACAGAAGUAGACGGCAUUGGCGCGUAUAUCUUCAGUUAAGAAACUGCGUGAAGUGUGCCAUUAAGGCUUUCGAGCAACUUCUGAGCAACUUUCAUUACAAAAAGCAACUUGAGAUUGUUUUUUGAGCAACGUUUUGAGAAAUUACGGGAAACGUUUUGGAAAAUCUCGAGCAACUUGUGGAAAGCCCUAUGUAUAUCUGCGCAGCCUGAAGUAAGCCCUUACUUUUCUAAGCGUGAUUAUUCAUCGAAUUGCUAUGUAGUAUCGGCGCGCUGAUAUUUAACGCCUUAGUUAACUUUAGUUUCAUAGACUUGGGAGAUAAGAGGGUGAACACAAAAAAGCACUGGUAACUUGGUACUAAAUAAAUUACCCUGUUAGCAGAGUCGCUUUGAUCUUUCCUAGAUCGAAGGAUACUCUGUUCGCAGGGUAUCAAUAAAUAGGCAUCAUACAUAUCCGCAAAAUGGCGGGGAAAUUGCCAAGGGUCUUCAGGCUGAAAAGUAUGGAGGGAGGGGUAAGAGCGAGUUCAAACUGAUAAAGGAUCAUAAUAACCUACUAUGCGUAACAGGAACACAGCGUUAACAACAAAUAAAUAAACAAAAAAUUAAGGAAAAUCGUUACUUUUUCACGAUUCUUAAGCUAAAAGAGAUCCAUGUAUUCUUCUCUGCCUACGUAUUGGUUUUCUAUGUUAACUAGUUAAAAGGAAAAGUUUGUUCUUGCUUAUUUUACUACGCAUUAAUUUGUGAGCAAUGAUAAACGUUCUUUAGUAUUAAACUGAAGAAACUGGUAUUAGUAUGACUUAGGCUUUGUUUAGCUGUAUCGAGUUUUACAUGUAGUUACUAAAUUAAUAAAAGCAUAGUAUGUUGCUUUUAACAGGCUUUUAAUAAAAUGGAAUCAUUAGUUUCCAAGUUGAUUGUAGUUAAAGGUUUUUAUUGCUUUUUUGCAACAUGAUCACUUGUCGAAUUGCCACGUCGUGAUGGCUGGUCUCAUGAAGUUGGGACUACAAGGGAUAUUUUAAACAUUCUGAUCAUUUGCAACUUAUUAAGGUUUGACGCAUAUGACAGCAUGAUUUGUUAAGCAACAAGAACGCUCUUAAAAGCAGCAACUGUCGCUUGCUUGGAGAUUAGAUAAGAAAUGAGGAGGCCAUUAAUUCUACACGAAGUAGGAUUUCUUCGCUAAAAGUUUUUCCUUCCCACUUUAUCGACGGUCGAGUAUUCUUCAGAAUAUUUACUUCUUACAUCGUAUUCGACGAUGAUUGGGUACGGUUGUACAAGUACAAAUCAUUGCCAGAAAGUAAAAACGUGAUGAAUAUGGCGCCUCAUUUCAAUCAUCGCCGAAAAUAAACCGCAUGCUCAUCAAAAGACUCCAUUUUCAUACAAUGAAGGUUUUCGACACCCGACCAGUUUAUAGCCGCGCCAUCAAAGUUUUCACUGAAGUAUUCACUUGUUCCAAAGUUAUCAACGCUUUCAAGCGAUCCGAUAGAAUUUGUGGACCGCCCUGUUCCGGAAAAGCUCGACAACUCUGGGUCAAUCUUUCCUAAGCUUUCUUCACAAAAUAGAACAUGGUGCUGUGACACGUAGCAAUUCUUAUCCAAGUUUCCACGAUCUCCGCUAGUAACGCCUGGGACCAUGAUUCCCUUUUUGGUGCGCACACUAGCGAGACUAACUACCGUGCCGGUCUAUGUUUUAAAAGCUUAGCUAGUAAAUUUUUUUUAUGGGGAACAAGUUCUUUCUUUCAACUCAAAAGACUCGUCGUAAGUCGUAGUUACUCAAAACAUUUGCGUAUGUUUCGCUUGAGUCCAGCUAACAUGUAGGAUUGGUCUCAGUCCUAAUAGUCCACAUUUCCUCUAAACCAUUGCUAAACUCUUUUCUGUUUGACUUUGUGUUUACGAUUCACCGCAAACCAGCUGCCAUUUCUACUUUGAUGAGUUCCUCAAAAGUUCUACACAGCUGCUAAAACUUAAGACUGUAUAAAACGUUUCAUUUAAUGGCGGAAGCUGAAGGCCAGUCUCAUUCGAAAACGGAUGAAUCCUCCAAAGCAAUGAAGUUCCUCUCUCAGAUUUUACUUAAACUUAACGAACAUCGAUCGUAGCACUUAUUGGAGGAAAAACAGGAGGAAAAAGCCCCUGUAAACGAUUUUGGAAGAAAAGUUCCCAGUGUCGAGAAAUACAGCUGCAAGUAAAGUAGCUAAUGGCGUCGUCAUUUUGUUGCUAUGUUAACUCCGAUGUCAUUGUAAUCUUGAUCAUAACAAAUUUUCAACUUUCAACACUUACAAAGCCCCGCCAUUCGCUUUUCGUUUAAAAUGAAAAUAAAUCCAGAUUUUGGUGUAAUGAUGUUGUCAUAUUCAAAUUCUUUUUAUUUCAAAUAGGUGGAUAUUUCGGAUGUUCUGAGUAUGGGAUACUGGGAACUUCCCGCGAUUGUAAACUUUAUUGACUUGCAAAAUUUCAGUCUCAUCCAUAAAAGAAAACCCUCGCAGAGCUCUUCAAAAGUUAUACAGCUACACGUAGGCAGGCAACAUGCGUUGGCUGGUACCGUCGGAGUCGCGCCAUUCCGUUCACCAAAAAUAUUUGUUAAUGACUGUGUGUCAGGAAUGGUGUAUUUAACUAUUAAAAGAACAAAAAACAUUGUAGUUAAUUUUUUUUGUGACUUCUGAGCAACGGAGGAGACGAUGUUUUAACGAACACAGCUCUUAAGUCAGUCAAAUCAAGUCAACUUUAUUCAGGCAGGGUAGUCCUAUCAGCUAUUGACCGGUAUCAAAAAGGGGCCCCCCGUACAGUCGUCGUGGAGGACUAUAUCGGGUUUUUAUUGUCGGCGGGUCUAAGCUUUUUGCCAUAGAUUUUUGCAGAAAAUACUACAUAAUAAAUGAAUAAAUAAAUAAAUAAAUAAAUAAAUAAAUAACAAAAAACCUCACCCAAAAUAAAAAAAAUAAAAUAAAAGAAUCUAUGUUUCCGCGAACACCUGUUUGGGCUCAAUAUAUUUUGAUUGGACUUGAUGUCAAUAUAUUUGCAUAAUGAUUCCUUUAAUAAGUUUCUUUGUCCCAAUUAGUUUGGAACAGUUCUUGUCAGCCACUUUUUAGCCAGAAUACUAAAUAGGUUCUUUCUAUUCAUUGUAUUAUUAUGACCUUUUUUCUUGCAUUUAUCAUAUCCUCAAAAACACCAAUUGCGUGAGAAUGCGUUACCUUAAGCUUAUUAAUUGUUAAGCUCGAUCUAUCAUUCUUAUCAAAAGAAAAUUUUAUUCAAAUUUGAAUGUGUUAUUAUGUGGCUACAUUAACUUGUUUGAAAUUUUUUGUUCAGGGAAUUCUUGGUGUUCAGACGUCUUGAUAUUCAACAUUGUCUAGUUAGUGGACAAUUUCAAGAUUACCAAAGUACAGAAGAGGACAAGCUAGGUCGCUUAGCCAUGCGAUAAUUUAAGGAAGAAUGUGAACCACAUUCUGAACUAUUGGAGACCGAUCAGGUAACUUACCAAAGGCAGGAGCGUCUGCCUGUCAAAAGACGUCAACAGUCCUUUAAAGGAACAGUCUAUACAAUAGCAGAAGAAGCUAAAGACGCGUUUUCAACAUCCUACAGAAUGGCAGAAACUGGAGACUUUUAUUCAACGCUCGUCGCCAACUGCUUCUUCAACGUUUUCUUGCUUUUCACAGCCUUGGUUUUAAACAUCAUAACAAUACAAGCCCUAAGAAAAAUAUCAUCGUUUCCAAAGCCUUUAAAAACAUUACUCCUAAGUCUCGCUGUUUCUGAUCUUGGGGUUGGUUUGCUUGUCCAUCCUCUCUAUAUUACACGUCUUAUAAUAAACAUAGAACAGAGCGCUAACCAAAGACUCCAUUAUACGGUAUACACAGCGCAGGGUCUUUUUGGCUUUUUACUGUGUGCUGCUUCAUUCUUGAGCAUCAUUGCUUUAACUGUCGACAGAUUCUUAGCUAUUCAUCUUCACCUCAGAUACCAGGAACUUGUGACUCACAAGCGUGUUGUUACGGUAGUAAUUUUAGUCUGGGUGUGCUGUUCAUGUUUUUCCUUAUUUGUGUUGAACAGGGUUUUAGAAAACGUUCUGGCCAUUAUAAAUGCAACUAUUGGGGCAGUUUGUCUCACUACGACGGGAUUAAUUUACUGCAAGAUAUACUCCAUUGUACGUCACCACACAAAUCAGAUUCACGCCCUGCAAUUGCAACCCGUAGGACAGAAUCAGAAUGGAGAAUUGGCAAAUGCUGCAAGACUGAAAAAAACUGCACUUGCUACAUUUUACGUGUAUGUGGUGUUUGUGGUUUGUUUUUUGCCCUUCAUAUGCGUUGACGCAGCUUAUCAAAUUUAUGGUAAGUCCGAGUUGCGGUUGCAUCUGCUUUAUUAUUCGAGGACACUUGUGUAUCUUAAUUCAUCUCUCAAUCCUUUGGUCUACUGCUGGAAGAUGCGAAACAUUCGAAAAGCUGUGAUCAGUGUACUUCGCAAUAUCUUUCAAGGUCAGUAA